AACGGCAGAGCCGACGCCAAAUACUUGAAAGGCCAUGUUUCUUAUAUUCGCUGCUCCCGCUGCGCAACGGACCUGUGCUUGACCUCCCAGAUCAUCAGUAAGGGUUUCACUGGCCGUCAUGGACGCGCAUAUCUGGUGUCUGCCGAACCAGAGGCCUGCGCCGUUUCGGUGAACGCAACAUCAUCGCCGACAGUUUCGCUUCCGAAUACCAUCAUUCAAAAGCCUGUGCCGCGCCAGCUUGUCACCGGGUCCCACACGGUCAGCGAUAUUACUUGUGCCUUCUGUGGAAGCGUUCUUGGUUGGAAAUAUGUUGCAGCCGAAGAGGAAUCACAGCGUUACAAAGUCGGCAAGUUCAUUCUGGAAACUAGGAGGAUCAUGACAGCGUCAUCUUGGGAGUCUGCAACUUAUGUUGACUCGCCGGCACUCCCCAAAUCACCGGGAGCCGCGGAUAUAGAACCGAAAGCGUCAGAAGUUCCCGUGGAAUUCGACAGCCAAGAUGAAGACGAA
Messenger RNA from Aspergillus steynii IBT 23096, 507 nucleotides. Its product is annotated as yippee/mis18 family protein. The transcript has a single exon. The annotation marks the transcript as partial. Lineage: Eukaryota; Fungi; Ascomycota; Eurotiomycetes; Eurotiales; Aspergillaceae. The record is from RefSeq and is a predicted model, not a curated record.